CAAACACACCACGGUUGACGAGACAAAGGAACACUGGGCGAAGGGAAGGGAAGGCAAGGAAAGGCAAUAAAAUAAAUAUGAGAAAAUUCAAAGUCUUCGGCGUUGCCUGGUUGCAGGUCUGCAGCUUCACUUCCUCCUCCCCUCCGGUGCCGUGGAUUUCGCUUCCGGAUCGGAUAGCAAGGAAGUGUCUGCCUCUUUCAGCUCUUCUUUCUUACACUUCAUUGGUCUAGUUACUUAGAAAUGGCUGCUUUUGAAAAAGACGAUAUACCAAUGCUAUCAAACACCGAUCCACCAAUGUUAGAUGAACAAGUGGGUUCUUAUUUUCCCUCAUUUGCAUCAUUGACCCGGAGUUCAUCACUAUCAAUUCCAACAACUUCCUCUGGGUUGUAUGGUAAUGAGGCAAAUCUUGUUGGUCAUACUGGUCCCCUACGAAGUGAUAGAAAAAGUUCAUUCAUGGUGAGUGGUUCAACAUAUACUGGCCGCAAACCUGAAAGACUCUCACAGUCAAAUCCGGGUGUGCCUGAAAGCAAAACUGCAGAGCCACUGGCAGACAAAUUUCCUUCUUUCAAGGCAAAGGAUGAGUCUGAUUGGUCCAUUCAUAACUAUGCUGGCAGAAACGAACACUUAAUAAAGUCUGGCCAGUUGGGAAUGUGCAGUGAUCCUUUUUGUAUAACUUGCCCGACAUACAACUUGAAGGCAUCGAAACAUAAAAGCUUAAGAAUGUCGGGCAUAUUUGACCACAAGUUCCAGAGUGAUUUCUUUGGAGAUGGGAAAGGUUGGGCAGGGAAGUUUCGGACCUUCUGGUCAUUCUUGCUUCCAUAUAUUCCUGGAGUUAUGAAUCCUCAUGCAAAAGUUGUUCAACAAUGGAACAAGUUUUUUGUCAUUUCUUGCUUAGUGGCGAUCUUCUUGGACCCAUUAUUCUUCUUCUUGCUUGCUGUCAAAGAGGAUAAAAAGUGCAUUGUUAUUAACUGGCCCUUGACCACAACACUGGUGGCUUUCCGUAGCCUUACUGAUUUUAUCUAUUUACUAAACAUGCUUCUCCAGUUUAGGUUGGCGUACGUGUCACCAGAAUCCUUAGUUGUUGGUGCAGGUGAAUUAGUUGACCAACCGAAGGAAAUUGCUCUGCAUUACAUUAAAGGAAAAUUUUUUGUAGAUUUGCUUGUUGUUUUGCCACUGCCUCAGAUAAUAGUUUUUCUGGUCCUUCCAAAGUCUUUGGGGUCAUCUGGAGCAAACUAUGCUAAAAAUCUACUACGCAAUGCAGUUACUGUUCAAUAUAUACCCAGACUGUAUAGGUUUCUACCUCUUCUUGCUGGUCAGUCUCCAAGUGGCUUUGUAUUUGAGACAGCGUGGGCAAAUUUUGUUAUCAACCUUCUCACCUUUAUGUUGGCUGGUCAUAUUGUUGGGUCUUUCUGGUAUCUCUUAGGGCUUCAGGGUGUGAAUCGAUGUUUUCGAGAUGCCUGCAAUAAAACUGGAAGUAGAGACUGCUUACAGUAUAUAGAUUGUGGACAUGGGGAUGAAGCUUGGAGUCCUGAUCAUGAACCGCGGAGAAAAUGGGGAGAAAAUGGGAAUGCUAAGGCAUGUUUUGCUAAAGAAGAUUUUGAUUAUGGAAUCUACCUUCAGGCUGUAAAUCUUACUACAAAGAAUAGUAUAAUCACCAGAUACACUUACUCACUGUUUUGGGGAUUCCAGCAAAUCAGUACUCUGGCUGGGAAUCAAGUUCCUAGCUACUAUGAAUGGGAAGUCCUUUUCACCAUGGGCAUUAUUGGGCUUGGUCUGUUGCUGUUUGCGCUUCUCAUAGGGAAUAUGCAGAACUUUCUCCAGGCUCUUGGAAGAAGGAGGUUAGAAAUGUCAUUAAGACGUCGUGAUGUUGAGCAGUGGAUGGAGCAUCGUCGCUUGCCAGAAAAUUUAAGAAGGCAAGUACGACAGGCUGAAAGGUACAAUUGGGCUUCUACAAGAGGCGUAAAUGAAGAAAGGAUUUUUGAAAAUCUGCCUGAGGACCUACAAAGAAACAUAAGACGACAUCUCUUUAGAUUUGUCAACAAGGUUCGAAUCUUUGCACUGAUGGAUUAUGAGCCAAUUUUGGAUGCAAUACGUGAGAGACUACGACAAAAGACAUACAUAGAAGGGAGUGAAGUUUUCUCUUCUGGAGAUAUCAUUGAGAAGAUGGUUUUCAUUGUACGGGGGAAAAUGGAGAGCCGUGUAGAUGGGAUUGUGGUUCCCUUAUCUGAAGGAGAUGUCUGCGGUGAGGAACUUCUAACAUGGUGUCUUGAGCAUUCCUCCAUGAACAGAGAUAUGAAGCGCCUUCAAGUUCCAGCACCAAGAUUGGUCAGCAACCGGACAGUAAGGUGCUUAACAAAUGUUGAAGCAUUUUCUCUCCGGGCUGCAGACCUUGAAGAAGUGACUAGUAUGUUCUCUAGAUUCUUGCGAAAUCCACGUGUUCAAGGAGCCAUAAGGUACGAAUCGCCCUACUGGAGAUACCUAGCAACAACACGUAUUCAGGUAGCUUGGAGAUACCGGAAAAAGCGUCUAUCUCGAGCUCAAACCUCUCGAUCUAACAACUAAUUCAAUAUAUUGCCACGCACGUGAAGGAAAAUGUUAUAUUAUAUUUGACUUUGAAUUGAAUUUAAGUUAUUGUUUUUACUAAAACAAUUUUAAAUUUCUCUUCUACUUAAAUAUACAUAUUUAUAUUAUCCUAUUUAUAUAAAUGUUUAAAAAAUUUAGUACGAACUCACACCCUCUGAGAUAGGUGUGAAUUAUCAUUGACAAAAAAAAAAGAAAAAAAAAGUGUUGAUCAC
Momordica charantia (bitter melon) is the source of this 2795-nucleotide messenger RNA. The record is from RefSeq and is a predicted model, not a curated record. NCBI's taxonomy places the organism in Eukaryota, Viridiplantae, Streptophyta, Magnoliopsida, Cucurbitales, Cucurbitaceae.